GCUAAACAAAAUCAAAGAAGCUUUUUACGCGAAAUAAAACGUGUUUUUUCCAGCGAAAAGAGCAAAAAUUAUCAAGUGUGAUUGUUGAGGGAUAUGUGGAGAUACCUAUAAACGGUACACGAUAGCCAAUCAGAAAACAGCGCUACGAGAAGUCUCUCUCUAUCACAAACCGCACCCAGAACAGCGCUAAUCAACACUAAAGCUAUCCUUGUCUGGUGAGCAUCACUACAUAGGAGUGUGGAAGCAGGAUAACAAUAUAUCACCGAGAUUUUUCAAGUAAACGCGACAGAGAGUGCAGAUAGCGCCACGCCGGUCUCCAGCACACAAAAGUCCCCCCACAUCUUUCCAACUCCCCGCAAGUGUCUAGCAGCGGUUCCACAUCUCAGCAGAGGGCGAGUAAAGUAAGGCGAGAGGAAGUGUCUGGAAGUGGGUAGAAAAGAUGGUGAGUCGAUUUUGUCUGCACUCUUUCGCAAUGGUUCAUAAUAUGCAAAAAGGCAAACACCGUCCGCCAUGUUCAUCACUCGUAAUCGGAUAUUGGCGCUAUGGGUCGAAAAAUGUGCACUGCGACAGCUGCGCGGAGUCUUGUUCUCUGUUCGAUUUUAUAUUACAACGCGAGACCAGGGACACUCAUGCUGCAUUUUCUUCUGUCUAACCCACCGCCAACUAACUAGGCUAUACACCGCGCCUAUAUUGAGCGCAAUGGGAUAUCUUUUGUGGCUUAAUUUUGAAUCACUAAUUUUUUUUCGCUGGUAAAUAUUACACACUACAUAAAAAUACAUAGAUGCGUCCCUAUUGUCACAUAUUAUAAUUGAAAAUUAACUAAUUUUAUCCUUUAUUAUUUUUAUAAGUAGAUAAGGAAAAAAGUAAUUACUCAAUACUUAGGUUUUAAAGAUUAAGGAAGUGCUUUUAGGUUAAUUUCAUUUUCUUGUACACACAAUUUACAGUCAGAAAUCGAGAAAUUUUCUUUCAAUUUUUUUUUAUUUGAUCACAUCCCAGAUGUUUUGAUUUAGGAUUCUUCACUAAAGGGGUAACCAAUGGUAAAAUUUCAUUUUUGCAAGAAAUCUGAUUUUAUAAUUUUUCUUGUUCUUAUUACAUGGCUAGUCUGAAACAGAAGCUUCUGAAAAUUUAGUAUUUCUUGACUGUUAAUAGCAAUGCACGUAUACUCAAAGCACUCAAAGAUCAACGACUAUCUAUCUAAGAUCUAUCUUCUAUAGAGGUGUAUUUUCGAUUUUGGUUUAUAUCAAAUUGAACUACUAAAAACAGAUUAACCAAUCUAUAGUGAUAUUACUAUUUCUUUCUAAUCACAUGAGAAUCUUUAAACAUUGUAAACUGAAACUUGAGCUAUGUAAUACUAUGUAUUCAGAAAAUCGUCCUGAAACUUUUUUUUUUUCAUUUAAAAAAUUUAUAAUGAAGUGUUUACAAUAUAGAUAGAAAAAAAGUAGAUAGAUUGUAAAAAUUUAUUAUGUAUGAGAAAUUAUUGUAGUUUAGUGCCCAGGUUAAAGAAGAAUCAAUUAAAGCUUAGAAAAGUUAGUAAAGUGUGAUAAGGAAUUUACGGGAAGUUUAUGCAUUACCAAUAGCUGAAUUAUAAAAAAGCAGCGUGAGCGUUUAGAGUAGAAAGAGUAAGAAAAUGAGGGAUCUCAUAUAGCGUUUCUCUCAAAUCCCAGGCAUAAUGCGCUGUUGCUCUCGCGUAAAAUGUUGCUGCUGUUGAUUCGGCCUUGCUGUCGAGGAUGGGUUAAGGAUACCUAUGACAUUGCUGUGGGUAUACUCAAACUAUAUCCCUGCUGACGACUAUGCUGCUGUAUUUUUGUCACAUAAAUUCUAGAUGGGUGGUAUGGGCUGGGCGCAUUGGGUUCGGUGGGGAAAAGCUAUACGGCAAAUGGGGCGAUUCUGAUGAUGCGGUGAGUGGUCCUAUUGUCUUGUAUGAUAAUGCCGCUAAACGGCGCAAAGCGGCGCUCUCUACUAUAAAAAUUCCUCUAAUAUUCGUAUUAAUAUUAAAGAGAGUAUGCGCCGUGUGGCAUUUUCAUCGCACUGACAUAGUCAUGUAAAGAGAGGAAGAAGUCUCCGAAUGAUUGUAGUAUACGAUAUGAGUGCGACAGAGAGAAAAAGAGGGAUGAGGGAAGACCAACGAAAUGAGUAUAGGGUCUUUGCGUUCGUUGGAUUGUGAGCCAGUUGCAAGUGAGUAGUCAGUGUGUUUGGUUGAUCUUCCCUCAAGAAGAGCUCUAUAAAACAUAGUCGAGGAGAUUAUUUUAUCAAAGAAAAUUAAUUUAUAUAUAUACAUAAAAAAGUGUAAAACAAUAUAGAACAUUUUAUGAGUUUGUUAAGUUAGAAAUUUCGUGAAAUCUGAGAACCUUUUUUGAUAAUUUCACAUCGGAGACUGUGCCUCUGGACGACUGAAUAAAAGAGAGCGUUUACCCUGUAACUUCCUUUUUGGGGUUCAGCCGCAAGGAGCUUAUUGAGAGAGAGAAAAAAACGGGAGCUAAAGCUAGCUGCACGAAAGAACUCGUUACCUUAACCAACAGACACACCUUUAUUUUAGACAAGAGAAAAAAUGGCUGACCAACUAACAGAAGAACAAAUUGCUGAAUUCAAAGAGGCAUUCUCCCUGUUCGACAAAGACGGUGAUGGAACGAUCACCACAAAAGAACUGGGUACUGUGAUGCGAUCGCUAGGGCAAAAUCCAACAGAAGCUGAGCUUCAGGAUAUGAUAAAUGAAGUAGAUGCUGAUGGUAAUGGUACAAUUGACUUUCCUGAGUUUCUAACAAUGAUGGCACGCAAAAUGAAAGACACGGAUAGUGAAGAGGAGAUUCGAGAAGCGUUUCGGGUGUUUGAUAAGGACGGCAAUGGAUUCAUUUCGGCGGCCGAAUUGCGCCAUGUGAUGACAAAUUUGGGUGAAAAGUUAACAGAUGAGGAGGUUGAUGAGAUGAUCCGGGAGGCUGACAUCGAUGGCGACGGGCAGGUCAAUUAUGAAGAAUUCGUAACCAUGAUGACAUCAAAGUGAGCUGCUGCAGGUAUCUGUUCGCCUUUGUAUUUGUUAAAGACUGUAGCCAAUUCGCAAUUCCAUCAUGCGAUGUCCUUGCUAUGGGAUAAUUUAUUGAUUGGAUAUAUAUUAUGAGAAAAAGAAUAUUAAUUGAAAAAAUACAACAACAUGAAAAAAAAGGAGACAAAGAUUUAAGGAAAAAAAAUUGAUGAUGAAAAAAUUUUAAAAAUGAAAGAACACUUCAAAAAAGCAUUGAUUCAAAGAUUAAAAAAUAAUAAUAAAUGGAGAUUAAAAAAAACAACCCAUGAAGUAAAAAAAUUAUUAAAAAAAUGUAGUGAAAAAAAAUAUGAAUAAAAAUAUUUAAAUUAUAAGAAGGUAAUUUAAAUUCUUGUAACAGAACACAAAUAAGAUAACUAAUUAAAUUUAAUCACUAUCCCUAAAAAUCUAUUUGUGUAAAUUUUUGUAAAAUAUUUCAUUGUGCUGUUAUUCGACGCCGAUGUGUGUUGUUAAAUAUUAAGACAUGAUGGGAGAAGAUGAAAAAAUAUGGAUCUAUAUAUACAAUGAACGUGGACAUUUUUGAACGAGGAAAAAAAUGUGGGCAUCCAAUUUGCGAAUUGAAAUAGCUAAAAACAAGAAACAAUUAAAAAAAUUUAACAGUUUUCCCUCGGAUAUUAAAUAAACAAGAAAACUAAUUUAAAAAAAAUAGAAACAUUAGAAAAAAAGCAUUAUUUCCAACAAAAAAAAAUGCAGAUUAAAAAAAUGCAGUUUGGUCUUGUCGUAUUUUUAGGUCUCUUGAAACUCACCUCUUGAAAUUUUCAAAAUGUGUGCUGUAUGAGAAAGAAAAGCAUGAGGAAUGAUGAAUUGCAAAAAAGGAUAAAAUCUUUAUACACGAUAAAAAAUGCAUACUUGGUAGGGUUAAAAAAAAACAAAUAAAAAAAAAGAAUAAAUAUGAAACAAUCCACCUUAUUUAUUGUAAUUUGUAAAUUAUAAUAAAUUUUCAUAAUGAAGUAUAAAAGAAAAAAUAUGAAAAAAUUACACCCUUGACACGAAAAUAAUUAUUUUCUUUUAGUAGUAGAAGGAAUGCAAAACUAUUUUAAACAAAAAUUAAUACAAAAUAAAAGAUCUUAAGGUAUGUGAUUUUAGUCGAAUUCAAUUGGUGAGCUUUCUUCAUUUCUUUUUUUUUCUAAGAAUAAAAAAAAUAUUGAGAAAAAACCCGAUGCAAAGAAAAAAAAUUCUAGAGAUAUUAAAAAAAACAAGGAAAAACUACAGCAUUUUACCUCUUGACUACCACAUGAAUUAAAAUAUUAAAAAAAAUUUAGCAAGAUAUAAAAAAUACUAGAAAUGCAAGAUAAAAAAGUAAGUGUACCUAGAUGAAAAAAAUCUAUUACGUGUACUUCUUGAUUUUUGUCUGUGUAAUAAAAAAACAUAUAAAUAAAUAUAAGAAGUAUAAUGCAUUAAUGAACACAAGAAAAAACUAUGAGAAAUCUUAUUUGACAUGAUAACGAAAAAAAAUUAGAUUAAUAAUGGAGAGAUAAAAAAAACCUACUUAUCUGUAUUCCUUUUCUCAAUUCAUUCAAAUGAGUUUCCCUUGCAGUAAAUUUUAUCAUAUUUUUUUUGUACAAGAAAACAAUAUGGUCAAAUUUUUUAAAAUUUUUCUUUCAAAAAUUAUCCCAAAAAAGCUAUCGAACGGAAAAAAAUACCAGCACUUCAUUACUUAAAGUACUUCAUUUCCGCAGAUAUAUAUAAUAGUGAAAUUAUGAGAAGGUGAAUAUAUAAAAAAAAAUCUUUUAAGCAAAAAUAAUUUCACAAAUUCUUAGUGAAUAAAAGACAUAACAUGAUUAAUGUUUAUCACUUUUCUUUUUUUUACAAAAAUAAAACAAUGAAAAACCCUUAUAUUACUACUUAUUGUAAUACCUAUAUUUUAAAGAAAUAUUCAAUAAUAAUUUCUCCUUAGAAAACAAACAAAAUGGUUUAAUUAUCAGCCAUCUUCCACUUUUUGCCGAAAUCCUCCAGGUUAAUAAAAAAUGUAUUGCUGAAAAUAAAUUUAAACAACAAAUUGAAGCAAAAAAAAAACACUUAAACAAUAGGAUGUAAUAAAAAAAAACAAAUUAGCUGUGUGUUUAAAUUCAACUUUGUUACAGUGUAAAAUGGAAAAUACAAGUAAUAAUUUUGAAAUAAUUCAAAAGUAUAUCUUCUUUGAGGAUUUUUUCUCAUGUUUCACACACGAUAAAUUUGCAAAUAAAUUCUAAGACAAAAUAA
Messenger RNA from Lutzomyia longipalpis, 5236 nucleotides. Its product is annotated as calmodulin. Gene Ontology annotation, molecular function: enzyme regulator activity; calcium ion binding. The record is from RefSeq and is a predicted model, not a curated record. The transcript has 6 exons. Bases 2549 to 2998 code for a protein of 149 amino acids. NCBI's taxonomy places the organism in Eukaryota, Metazoa, Arthropoda, Insecta, Diptera, Psychodidae.